Molecule: messenger RNA, 888 nt
Organism: Vigna umbellata (rice bean)
Lineage: Eukaryota; Viridiplantae; Streptophyta; Magnoliopsida; Fabales; Fabaceae
Source: RefSeq, a predicted model, not a curated record
GACACAAAGGGGUCCGAGCGUGACUGUCAAAUCUACAUAUUCUCUGUUUUCUCUCUCUUUCUUUCUCUCUCUCUCUGAAUUCAGAGGACAGCCCCUUUGCUCCGCAGAUUCGAUUCAAUCGCCGAUCUUUAUUACUCACUGCUCCUCGGGAAUCCCUCGUCUCUCCUUUCAAUCUCUCUGUCUCUUCUCCCUCAAUAUAAUGCUUCAGAUUUUCAAGAGCUUGUCUCAUCUGCCCAACGCCUUAAACAAUUCCAAAACUGCUUAUGUUUUGUCUCUCUGUUUUGGUUAGUGCAGGCAGGGCUGGUUCUGACUCGAUCAAGCUUUUGACUCCAACAGAAAAAAUAAAAAAACAUGGAAGGAGACACAUUCUCUGGUCUCGGCAACGGUACACAGAUUGAUAACAAGAUCUUGCAAACGUUUAAGAAAAGCUUUGUUCAAGUCCAGGACAUCUUGGAUCAGAACCGAGUACUCAUCAAUGAGAUAAACCAGAAUCACGAGUCCAAGGUCCCAGACAAUCUCAGCAGAAACGUUGGCCUUAUUAGGGAGCUUAACAACAACAUCAGAAGAGUGGUUGACCUUUAUGCGGAUCUUUCAAGCUCCUUUACCAAAUCCAUGGAGGUUUCUUCCGAAGGGGAUUCCAGUGGUGCUGUGAAAUCUGACGGUAAAGCUGGCCACAAGCGACACAGGCCUCUUUAGGGAACUUUUUUGUUUUUCUUCUUUUUAUUUUAAUUUCUCUUCUUUUUUUCCUUGGUGGAGAUGCACGACAUGACAAUUGUGUUGAGGGGUAGAUCAAGAUUAGGUUCUGUAGCCGAAGCCCUCUUGUAUUACAGAACGUUUUCUAGCUCAUCGCUUACUGCUUACAUUCCAAAUAAAAAGAAAUGAUUUUCC